Molecule: messenger RNA, 366 nt
Organism: Saccoglossus kowalevskii
Lineage: Eukaryota; Metazoa; Hemichordata; Enteropneusta; Harrimaniidae
Product: putative protein TPRXL-like
Source: RefSeq, a predicted model, not a curated record
AUGGAAAGAGGACACCAUUCAGCUAAACCUGUCUCACCUGGACAAGAAUCAGAAGCACAAGGUAUUUCAAGUAGCGGUAAUGGUAAAAUGUCGCAGUCAGGGAUGCUACCUAAUUCGUCUGUAUCCCAUGCCAGUACGUCAGGAUCAUCUAUGAUUGGAAGCUCUUCACAUCCUUCCUCAUCACAAACUGGUUAUGCUAAUCCUUUUCCAUUUUCUGCCUUAUCUCUACGUGGACUUGGCAGUAACACUGUUGGCAUUCGUUCUGCACCAAGUCCUAUUAGUAGUUCUACUACCUCCAGAGAAAGAGAACCUGCUCCUCUGCUUUCAUCCCAGUAUGAAACACUAUCUGACAUUGAAUCAGACUAA